AUGGGUCACCAGCAGCUCUACUGGAGCCACCCUCACAAAUUUGGCCAGGGGUCUCAAUUGUGCCACGUGUGUUCAAAUGGGCAUGGCCUGAUCCCCAAGUACAGCCUAAACAUGUGCCGCCAGUGCUUCCGUCAGUAUGUGAAAGAUAUCGGCUACAUCAAGUUGGACUAA
Molecule: messenger RNA, 171 nt
Organism: Dromiciops gliroides (monito del monte)
Lineage: Eukaryota; Metazoa; Chordata; Mammalia; Microbiotheria; Microbiotheriidae
Product: 40S ribosomal protein S29-like
Exons: 1
Coding region: 1-171 (56 amino acids)
Biological process (GO): translation
Cellular component (GO): cytosolic small ribosomal subunit; ribosome
Molecular function (GO): zinc ion binding; structural constituent of ribosome
Source: RefSeq, a predicted model, not a curated record